This is a messenger RNA of Humulus lupulus (European hop), 6803 nucleotides long. RefSeq lists its product as uncharacterized. Gene Ontology annotation, molecular function: metal ion binding. Gene Ontology annotation, cellular component: nucleus. The record is from RefSeq and is a predicted model, not a curated record. Bases 130 to 6633 code for a protein of 2167 amino acids. The transcript is spliced from 10 exons. Lineage: Eukaryota; Viridiplantae; Streptophyta; Magnoliopsida; Rosales; Cannabaceae.
UUGGAAAACACAAGAGUGGAACAUUAUUGACUGAUCAAUAAAGGAGACCAAUACAAUAGCACUACAAUCUACAAACAACUGCUGCUCACCCACCAAAAGAGUGCUCAAGAUCUGGUGCCUUCCCUGGCCAUGGAUAUCCCGAAAUUCCUCCACCAGCAGCAAAAGCUCAAGUACGUUUCAGUUCCCAACUCUUCUCGUCCUCACUACCCCGACGACGCCAAUUUCCACAACCCUCGUUAUCAACACCGUCAUCAUCAUAUUCCUCGACCUCAGCCUCAGCCUCAGCUUCAGCCACAGCCUCAGUCUCAGCCACUGCCACCACCACCACCACGGCUCCAAACGCCUUCGUUUCAAUCCCAGCCACCGCGACCGCCACCGCCACAGUCGUCGUCUAUGGCCCAUAACCCUCAGCAGAUGCAUCCCUACAGUCCUGGACAAUCUCAAUUCGCCUUGGCUAACCUUGAUCAUGAUCGUACUUCUUUUGAAGACGACUUCCCAAGAUCAUCAUACCUUCAUCGCAAUUUCGUCGUCUCGGCUAACGUUUCUCGACAAUUACCCCUGGAAGAUGACCGCCCUAGGCAUCGGUUGCCGGAAUUUGAACCGGAAAUCCGGCUAGAAUUAUGGGAGCAACCGAGAGUUUUGGCCGAAAAUUUUCCUGAGAGGUCACACACGCCUCUGGAUUUCGACUGUGGUUCUCAAAAGUUUCAGCUCGACCACAAACCUAUGUCGCCGUAUAAUGUGAAUAGCAAAUUGAGACAUCCUUCUGAGGGUAUUUCUAGGUUUAGAGCGGAAUAUGUUGAUGGGUUUGAAUCAAAGCAUAGAGAUGAGCUUUCAAGGGGAGCAGAAGAGGAUAACUAUUCUCGCCGAGGUAGCUUUUUGUCGAGCCCCGGCAUCUCUUUUCGUGAUAUGGGUUUCGCUUCUAACCCUAGUUUGUCAGUGAGGGAUAUGGACUCGGAUUUGGAGAGUUAUAAUCCCCGGUACGGCUCUUCUUAUAAUAAUGAUUUAUACAGGAGUGGUAGUAGAAGAGAGGGUGUUUAUCAUGACAACCAAAGAAGGGUUCAUGAUCGAAAAUUUUCCAGAGAAUCCCAUAAUUCCUCGUUUGAGAGGGGAAAUUCUGAGGUUAGUAAUGGUGAUGGGGCUCAUAUUGGUUCUGUGAAACGUGAGUAUUUUGGUCCAGAAUUGGGAAGGUACAGUAGUAGGGGAAGCAGGGAGGAUGCCCAUGAAUUUAAUCGUACUCCGAGGAAGCAGUUACAGAAGAAGAGUGCUUUACUUCGUCUUCAAAAAGGAAAGUCUAAUCACAGGAAUGUGGAGAAUGAGCAAUUGCAUUACGCUGGUUAUCAUGAUAAUUCCAACUCCAGUUCUUUCAGACGCAAAGAUCAAUAUGUGUAUGAAGAAGAGGAAAGAGAGGGAAGCCCUGUAGAGCUUGACGUUUCUUUUAAAUCUAAUUCACUGGUAGCUAAGGCAAUUGUGGCGCCAUCGAGCUCGUCUGAUGUUACUGGUGCGGAUUUGACCUGUAAAGGUGUGAAAUUUAGGAAAGAUUCUUUGUCUGACAAAGGUUGUUCAAAUCCAGGGCCGAGUAAACUCGAUGAUAAUACUGCAAAUGUGGAUGUCUCCAUGCAUGUUGGGAACGAUAAAUCUUCUCACGAGAAGGACACGACACAGUCAGAAGGAGUGGUUUCUUCUGGUGUUAUGAAUACGUGUGAUACUAGUACCCAGGCUCAUUUGAGUGUGACCAAUCAGUCGGAUAAGAAGACUGAAGUGAAAAAGUCUUCCGAGUGUGCUGAAAUUAAUAAUAAAAAUGAUACUAAAGUUGGUUCUGAUAAUGUCUCUCUCAAGGUUGCUAAGAAGAAAAAAGUGGUGAGGAAAAUUAUAAAAAAGGUUGUACGCCCUCGUCCACAUGUGAAUUCACAACAAAAGAGAAAGCGUGAUGAACUUGUGAAAGCAGAUGCGUGCGUUCCUACUCCAUCUGAAGCCUCUGGAACACACAAGGGUGUGUCAUUCUCUUGUCCUUGCCCCAAUGAAGUUAAAAUGGUGCAUGAAGGGAAAAAAGUAGAAGGGUUUGCUGCGGCCAUAGAGUCAGAGGAACAUGGCAUUUGUGUCGAUUCUAGUAGGAAAUGCAUAGACAAUAUAGACAAAAUUGGCAACAGCUUAGGUGCUUUCUCGAGGUCUUCAAGUUCUGAAGAAAUCAUGAUUGACAAAGGUCCAGAGUUAUCAGUCCAGGGCAUGCCUACCAUAUCAAAUAAUAACAAGGAUUUAGUUAGAUCACUCGGUGUAAGUACUAUUGCUAUUCCUGAAAUUGCUUAUGUGGGAAAUACUAAAGAGUCCCAUCCAAGUGGAGAUUCAUUAUUAUUUGACGGUGCAUUAGAAAAGGACUCAAUACCAGUCACGUUGCCUGUUGGAGGCGAUGGUGAUUCUUCUCUAUUAAAUCCAGGGGAAAUCAAAAUGCACAACAAUCUUAUGAAUACAUAUUGUUGCAACAGUAGAACAUCGGAUGUUGUCAGUGGCCUAACAUUGUCAAAAGAGGAAAGCAGAGUUUGUGGUGUUGGGACUAAUGAUGUUUUGAGCAAGCUACCUUGUAGCAUUCAGGUCACUACAUUGCAUGAUAAUAGUGUCCAAAAAGAGGUUUCAAAUGCUACUUGGUCAGCCGAAAGCUGUGCAAAAGUUGGUUUGUCAGGUUUAGGGGAGACCACCAUGGAUGUAGACAGCAGCUUACACAUUGAUAAAACUACCUCUCUGGGGGACAACAUCAGAAAUUGUGAAAAGAACACUACCAUUUCCAGCAGUUGCACUGUUGACCACAUGCAACCAUAUACAGAUGGUGCCGCUGAAUUGUCUGAAAAUGGUGCCAUGAAAAACUUUCCUAAGACCAAAAUAUCAUUUGAAAAUAAUAAAGGAGAUAAACCUUUGACCAGUAAGAAGAGAACAGUUAGAAGUCAAUUGGAUUUUUCAAAUACAACUGACACUGCUUUGGAUACUGUUAAUGUUUCUAACCCUACUGCUACUGUAGAUACAAUGUUAAGUUUUUCUGCUGACAAUCAAAAUAAUGUUGUUGUUUCUUGUAUGGGGAAUUUGGAUGUUGCCUUACCACCAGGUGAAGACCAAGCCGUUGUUCUGCAUCAAAAUAGUUCAUCUGAUGGGAUAUUUGAUUCUAACUUGAUAGCUAGAGAUAAUGUAAAAUAUGAUAUUCACUUUACUUCUCCACAUAAUAGAAAGAAGAGAAAAGUUCUGGACUCUCAUCUGGCAAUGCCUAGUCGAGCUACUUCAGAGACCGAUGAACAGCCCUCGCCUGCAUCUUGUGCGGUAUCAUUUACUUCAAAUGAGGUUUCAAUGCAACAAAACACAGAUUUGAACAGAUCUAUUGUAGAUACUUCAUCUGCUGCAACGAAUUUGAUGCAUAGUGAAAAUGGGAUCACUGAGUUGUCGGAAGGAUUUUCUGACACUGUGGUUGCUGUAAGAAGUUUCUUUAAUGACACUUUGAAAUCUGAAAGCCAACUUGGCUGUGGUCUAAUUUUUGAGAAGUCAAUAAUUCCAACUGUGGAACUGCUUUGUCCAGAAGGAUCAAGGCAUGAACAGAAAAAUGUUGAUGCUGCAGUAAUGGUUGCGGAGGAUCAACAUGCUGAGGCUUUUAAUAUGGAAAGUAGAAGAGAAGAAUUGUUGGGUGUGUCUGCGUCUAGAGGGCAAGUUAUUGCUCAAGAAGAGACUCCUCAUUGCACAAUUCCUUCAGUUGUCCAGGAUCUAGAUAUAGAUCAGAGAUUUUCUUUUACAGAUAUGGAAUCUGAUAAUCUUCUUGUGGAGGAUGAAUUAUCCAGUUUGUCAAAUUCUCUCUCUUUGCCUGUUGAUCAAAAUGGAGUGUCCACUGUUACCUCCAGUGAUGAAGCUAUGGAGUUUGUGCCUGAUGCACUAAGAAACAUUGGUUCUCAACAAUCCUCGUUUACUGCAUCCAAUGUACACAUAUCAGAUGCCACGUCUGGCAGCCAAAUAUCUAAUGAAACUUGUAGGGAAGAUGGAAAGCUGGUAAGAAAGUUUGUGGAUACAGAUGGUUCUAACGUAACUACUGAAAAAUCACUUUUUCAGUGUACUGAUGCUAAUCUAAAGUCAGAUUGUGCAACUGAAAGGGACCAAGCAAUUGAGGAGAAGUCAAUAUCUUUGCCUUUGCAAGAUUCUAGAAGUUUUCCUAAAGGUGUGAAUGUCAAUAGUGCUGAUAGCUACAAUGGGCAGAAGAACCAGCUGGGUAAUGCCACUCCUAGAAUCUUUCUCGGUCAUACAUCUUUUGCCUUCACCAGCACAAAAAAGAAAGCCACAUCAAGCCAUGCCAACCCACGAACUUGGCAUCGAAAUAGCGUUUCUUCUGCAUCUCCUCCUGGAAGUAAGCCUUUCUCAAGGACUGAUCCUUCUCGAUCGCAGUUAUCAGAUAGAGAUGGAAAGAUUCAAAGUACUUCUUAUGUACGAAAAGGCAAUAGCCUUGUUCGUAAGCCUUCGCAAGCUGCUGCUUUACCUCAGCGUUCUCCUGGUUUUAGCCUUGUUCAUCGGUUGAACUCACCUGGUUUAGAUGAAUCAAAGAGUAGCAUUGAAAGAGUUGGUGCUGGGAUGUCAAAUGGUAUCUUGAGGAAGGGGGAAACAAAGGCUUCUUGUAAAAAGUCCAGAACAUCAUUAGUACAUAGUGGGACUGAAUUGCCUAAUGUCCCUAUAUCAUCAAGGGAUUGUACAUCUUCCCCAUCAGCAGGGCCCCAUCUUAAUGGUUGCAUUGAAUCUACAUCAGAUCCUAUAAGUUCAACAGAGAACUUUGAUACAACUGAAUUUGUGAAGGAUUCACUGACUUCUGAAAGCCAAAAUGGUCUUCUUACCAGUUUGGACAACCAGUCUGAAUUAGAUGAUGGGAAUUUGGCAUCUGUAAACCCAAAGAGAGUAGUGUAUGUAAAGCGCAAAUCAAAUCAGUUGGUUGCAACUUCAGAUUCGACUGAUUUUUCUGUUCCUAAUGUUGAUAAGAUGCAAGCCUCAUCCUUUGAUGGGUACUUCAAGAGGAGAAAAAAUCAGCUCAUAAGAACUUCACUGGAAAGCCACACCAAACAGCCCAUUGUUAUGCCUGAUGACAAUUUGAGUAUGGAUGUCCAAAUAACUCUCAAAGCCAUCUCAAGCAGAAGAUUGAAUAAGAGGCGCUCACAAAAGGUUGUUGCAAAGACAUUUAAACGCUCAUCAAACUCUUUGGUCUGGACACUGUGUAACUCACAGCCAUCAAAUAAUGAUAGUGGUACAAUAAGCCAUCAGAAGGUUUAUCCUCACCUUUUCCCUUGGAAACGUACAACAUACUGGAGAAAUUUCACGCAAAACUGGAAUUCGAUUUCUAAAAGUAAUUCCUUAGCAAUCAGUGGGAAAUUGCUUUUAUCAAGAAAGCGAGAUACAGUUUACACAAGGUCAAUCAAUGGAUUUUCACUACGAAAAUCUAAGGUGUUAAGUGUUGGUGGAUCAAGUUUAAAAUGGUCAAAAUCCAUUGACAGACACUCAAAGAAAGCAAAUGAGGAAGCUACACUUGCAGUUGCUGCAGUUGAGAAGAAGAAGAGAGAACAGAAAGGAUCCAAGGACAGAAAUCAUUCUUCACGUGAAAGGAUAUUUCGUGUUGGCUUGUGUCGUUAUAAAAUGGAUCCUUCAAGGCGGACACUUCAGAGGAUAUCAGAUGAUGAAUCAUCAUUUGCUGCUACAAUUCAUCCUGAUAAGGAUGCGAAAAGAUCCUACAUCCCCAGGAGAUUAGUGAUUGGCAAUAAUGAAUAUGUUCGGAUUGGGAAUGGUAACCAGCUUGUUAGAGAUCCAAAGAAACGAACAAGGAUAUUGGCAAGUGAGAAAGUUCGUUGGAGUUUGCACACUGCCAGGGUCCGGCUGGCUAAAAAGAGAAAGUAUUGUCAGUUCUUUACAAGAUUUGGGAGGUGCAACAAGGAUAAUGGGAGAUGUCACUUCAUUCAUGAUCCAUCCAAAAUUGCAGUUUGUACAAAGUUUUUGAAUGGUUUAUGUUCCAAUGCCAACUGCAAAUUGACCCACAAGGUUAUUCCAGAAAGAAUGCCAGAUUGCUCCUACUUUUUGCAAGGUUUAUGCACCAAUAAACACUGUCCUUACCGACAUGUAAAUGUGAAUCCAAAGGCAUCGACUUGUGAAGGAUUUCUCAGAGGAUAUUGUGCUGAUGGUAAUGAGUGCCGGAAGAAGCAUAGCUACAUCUGCCCCAGUUUUGAAGCUACAGGAACCUGUCCUCAAGAAUCCAAAUGCAAGCUCCAUCACCCCAAAAACCGAAUGCAGGAAAAGAAAAGGAAACGAUCAAGAGAAGUGAGAAAUGAUAGAGGGCGGUACUUUCGCUCUCCAGAUCCCCUGGUUUCCGAGUCCAGAAAAGUGGGGUUUGAGAAGAGCUUUCCACAAGAUUACAAUAACAUCAUCGCUAAUGAAAAUUUAACUGAUUUUAUUGCCAUGGAUGUUCCUGAUGACGAUGCUGGAGAAAGCAAUGAUCCAUCAAGCGAGCAAACAACAUUUUGUGAUAGUGAUACCUCAGACUUACAACUAGAUGAUUUUGAAGAGUUACUAAUAAAACCAUUUCGUUUAAUGGAUUCUGCUCUGGUUCUUGGCAGCUCUAGUGUGAACACACUAGGAGUUUAGUUUGUUGUAUGUAAAUGUUGUAAAUGUAGGCACAACUGUACACUUUAAGAGAGAAGAGAGUGUUUCUUUUUCUUUGUAUAGGUUUUUUUUCUUUCAUUUGUAUUAGGUUAGAAUGGAUAAAUUUCUGUAUGUUAUACUGGCAAUACAAGAAAGAGAAAUUUUAUAGUAUA